ACCAACCGCGCACGAACGCCCCAGCUCAGUCGUGUUUACCAGAGGAGUUCUAAUCCAACCGCGAGGCGUACUAACCGUAUACUAACUCAAGUAAGGGCAAAAAAACACGCUCCGUCGUCUUAGUGUGUGAGAGAGCGCGCGCGCGUCAUCGCCGGUUGAGGCGUUUUGCGCCUCAUCGCAAAAAAAAGUUCCACCGCGCCGCGAGAAUCUUGCGCAGCGCAAUAAUCUACGCCAGUGUCGCUAUUGCGCGAUUGCAAGCCGGACGGAUCCACGGUAAACAAUAGUGAAGAGUAAAGAAGGAAAAAGUGAGGUUAAGUGACACCGGGAUGGCGCCUCCGAUUGCGGCCACUGCCGUGGCUGCCGCCGUCGUGCCGGGUCUUGCCGGCCAGGCGUCGAUUGCGGUCGCCGGCGGAGGUUCCUUAUCGGUUACGCCGGCCAUCAUCGCCGGACCGUCUUCUCCGGCCAAUGGCACAGCUUCCGCCAAGCAGCACCACAUUAGCGAGGACACGCUGAAGCUGAUCGACUGCGUCCGGGCCCGGCCGGCCCUCUGGCACCGGAAGCAUCUCCGGCAGCGCGUCCAGGUUGCGCACCGCGGCUGGGAAGAGAUCCGCAAGGCGUUCAAGGCCACCGACGAGAAAUUCCUCAUGAUGAAGUGGAAAGGACUUCGGGACAACUUCCGGGUGGAGCUCAAAAAGGAAUUCUACUCCCCGCCGGAAGCUCGCUACGUGUCCAAGUGGGUUCACUACCGGAAGCUGGCCUUCCUUCGCGAGCAGGUCCUCCCAACACUGGACCAAAAAGGGGACGGCGAAUCCGCCCAAGAUGAGCUCCAUCAAAUCAUGCAGUUCGUGCAGAACCAAGAGGAACCUUCCCCGCAGGAGCACUCCCACGCCAACUCCGAGGUCAAACAGGAACGUGACGAAUCCAACGGCGAUUCCAACGGCCAACCCGCCUCGGAAACCGACUUCAACUUCAACCACUUCCAAGAACCGGACACCAUGCACCUGCCCGAGAUCACCAUCACCCCGAAACAUCCACUCGAUCACCAGCAGCAGCCGAUCAACCUCGAAAGUCGUAAGCGGCGUCGCUCUCAGAACGCCCCUUCUACGUCGUCCUCGACGGUGGCGGCUGCUGGAGGAGCCCCCGCCCAGGACGACGACUACCACUUCCUGAUGAGCAUUCACCCCUACCUGCGGCAGCUUCCCCUGCCGGUGAAGCUCAAGGUGCGGCUCCAAAUGCAGCAGGUGCUGUUCAACGAGCUGAUGAGGCAACCGAUCGCCGACGAGGAAGACUAAGAGUUAGUUCGUCCACGUUUGAUUCGAUGUGCCAUCCUUUGAUCUCUCUAUAAUACCCCUUUGCUGUAAGCUACACUAGAAGAAACUAGUCUUGGAUUGAAUGUUAAUGAGUUUGAGAAAUAAAAAUAGACUGUUGAAUUCGGAA
Messenger RNA from Culex pipiens pallens (northern house mosquito), 1437 nucleotides. RefSeq lists its product as uncharacterized. Gene Ontology annotation, biological process: regulation of transcription by RNA polymerase II. The transcript has 2 exons. Gene Ontology annotation, molecular function: DNA binding. Lineage: Eukaryota; Metazoa; Arthropoda; Insecta; Diptera; Culicidae. The coding region runs from base 327 to 1292 and encodes 321 amino acids. Gene Ontology annotation, cellular component: transcription regulator complex; nucleus. The record is from RefSeq and is a predicted model, not a curated record.